Ophidiomyces ophidiicola is the source of this 339-nucleotide messenger RNA. RefSeq names its product DNA-directed RNA polymerases I, II, and III subunit RPABC3 (gene RPB8). Bases 1 to 339 code for a protein of 112 amino acids. Gene Ontology annotation, biological process: DNA-templated transcription. Gene Ontology annotation, cellular component: RNA polymerase II, core complex; RNA polymerase I complex; RNA polymerase III complex. Gene Ontology annotation, molecular function: DNA-directed RNA polymerase activity. NCBI's taxonomy places the organism in Eukaryota, Fungi, Ascomycota, Eurotiomycetes, Onygenales, Onygenaceae. The record is from RefSeq and is a predicted model, not a curated record. The transcript has a single exon.
AUGUCUGACCCAAUACUCUUCGAAGACACCUUCACAAUCACCGCCGUCAAUGCUCAAAAAUAUGACCGCGUUUCUCGGAUCAGCUGUACCUCGACAGACCAAUUGGUCACUUUCACCCUAGACGUCAAUACGGAACUCUACCCUUGCACUCCUGGGGAUUCUUUAUCACUUGCCCUGGCGUCCACAUUAUCCUUGGACGGCAAAGAGGAAAACACAGGGCGGCGUGCAGCAUGGAGGGACGUGGGAAUGGGCGAAACUACGUUAGCAAAUGACUAUGAUUAUGUGUGCUAUGGAAAGGUAUAUCGGUUUGAAGAUAGUAGCACUGCUGGAAAUAUGUGA